This is a messenger RNA of Leptinotarsa decemlineata (Colorado potato beetle), 2067 nucleotides long. Its product is annotated as glucose dehydrogenase [FAD, quinone]. The record is from RefSeq and is a predicted model, not a curated record. Gene Ontology annotation, molecular function: oxidoreductase activity, acting on CH-OH group of donors; flavin adenine dinucleotide binding. NCBI's taxonomy places the organism in Eukaryota, Metazoa, Arthropoda, Insecta, Coleoptera, Chrysomelidae.
UCACUAUGAUUAACUGAAGAUGUCAAGUUAUUAGUUUCAUUUGAAGUUCAAAAUUUAUUGUUAAUUAAAAAGUUAACAUGCAUGGUGUUGUAGAAUACGACAUAUCGCCGAUAAGAGGACCCUUGGCGAAUGCAUUUGUGAUACUGAUAAAUGUGUUGUUCUUCAACAUCAAACUCAUCGGACUAUAUGAUGUUUAUCCCAGGGAUUAUAGUCAGAAAUUAUUAAACGAGGAAGAGAGCAUAUUUGAUUUCAUCAUAGUUGGCGCAGGCGCUGCAGGAUGCGCAGUUGCAAACAGAAUUUCGGAGCAAGAAUCCUUCACUGUUCUCCUGAUAGAAGCAGGCGAUUACCCGUCCCCUACUACCGAUGUCCCAGGUCUCUUCACCACUCUUAUUGGCUCGAAAGAAGACUGGACUUUUCUAAUGGAGACGGAAGCGAAGGCGUGCAAAGCGUACUCAGACCAAAGAUGCACUAUAAGCAGAGGAAAGGUUCUUGGAGGUACCAGCACCAUUAACAACCUGCUUUACAUUCGUGGGCUUCCCGAAGACUACGAGAAAUCUGGUAUAGAAACUUGGAAUUCUGAAAUAACUACAAAAAUAUUCGAGAAAAUGGAGGGCAACGAGAGCGCACCACUCCGGUCUUUGUUUAGUGAUGCCUGGCUGCACUUGAAUUUUACCAACUACACGGGAACUCCGAAACAUGUUUUGGAAGCAGCCUACUUAAGAACCGGUUACAGGCGACUACCUAUAAGACAUGCCAUCGGCGUUGUGGAUCAUUUGACAAUGAAAAAUAAUGGAGCGAGGAUUAAUAUGGCUCAGAGCUUUCUCACUCCAAUAAAGGAGCGUCCAAAUCUGUUUUUCACUAAAACUACGGAGGUGGAGGCUAUUGGAAUAACUGAAGCUGUUGAUAAGCGAGCCAACGGAGUUAACGUUUCCAUCAAUGGAGUUAGGUUCUUCCUGAGAGCAAGAAAAGAGGUUAUUCUAACUGCUGGAGCAAUCAAUAAUGCCAAGCUGCUUCUCAUGAGUGGUUUGGGAUCUAGGUCCUACCUCGUGUCCAAGAAUCUUCCAUUUCACGCAAAUUUGCCAGGCAUAGCGAAAAAUCUCUUGCUGCGUCCAACAGUACCUCUGUAUGUUGCCAUAGAACCGUGUUGCAGUGUUUGCCAUCGAGAGUACUACCAAGAAGAAGACCUCAUAAAGGAUUGUUUCGACUAUAUCAUGUACAAGUCUGGUUCCUGGAGCCAUACCAACAUCAAUUCAUUCGUAGCUUACAUCCUGACUCGAAAGCUUGGCACUAGUCUACCCAAUAUAGCGGUUCACCAUAUGUAUUUUAAAAUUGGAGAUAGGAACUUGAACGCUUGGGUUGACGCUAUGAACUACCAUCCGAAAAUUACUAAUUCCCUACUUAAUUUCAACAAGGAACGGGCGAUUAUUUUGUUUAUGGUCGAGCUCCUGAACCCUUUGUCCAGAGGCGAAGUUCUUUUGAAUGAAACGCAUUUUCUGAGCAAUCCGAUUGUUAAGGGAAAUUUUUUCACAGACGACGAGAACUGGGACUUUGAUACCUUGUACAGCGGGUUCAGUUUCAUUACAAACCUGACUGAAAUUGAGGCUCUAGCCAAAGAUAAAGCCGAGUUUUUGGAUUUAGACCUACCGAACUGCAGGAAUUUUAAAUUUUGUACCCCCACAUACGUGAAAUGUUACAUACAAAAUAUGGUGUUUCCGAGAAGCGACAUAGGUGGAACGGCAAAAAUGGGCCCAGAAUGUGAUCACAACGCUGUGGUGAAGGAAAAUCUGGAAGUAAGGAGUGUGAGGUGUUUAAGAGUGGCGGAUUCAAGUGUUUUGAAUUUUUUGCCAGUCGGGAAUACUGUCGCUACUGAUGCCAUGAUUGGGUACAACUUGGGGGAGAUUCUAAAAGAAAAAUGGCUGAAGAAUUACACCUCAAUAUUCCGUUCAUGAACGUUUUGAGAUACAAAAUUAUUCUUUUAUCAAUAAUAUUGGAACUCUUCAUAACUGUAUGUAAAAAUUUACUUUCUGUAAUUGUAGCAGAAAUAAAUUCAAUUUCUCUUCUCCAUAA